Messenger RNA from Siniperca chuatsi (mandarin fish), 3273 nucleotides. It is a transcript of the gene bbox1, whose product is annotated as butyrobetaine (gamma), 2-oxoglutarate dioxygenase (gamma-butyrobetaine hydroxylase) 1. Gene Ontology annotation, cellular component: mitochondrion. Gene Ontology annotation, biological process: carnitine biosynthetic process. The record is from RefSeq and is a predicted model, not a curated record. Bases 234 to 1568 code for a protein of 444 amino acids. Lineage: Eukaryota; Metazoa; Chordata; Actinopteri; Centrarchiformes; Sinipercidae. The transcript is spliced from 9 exons. Gene Ontology annotation, molecular function: gamma-butyrobetaine dioxygenase activity; iron ion binding.
AAUCUGAACUCAGAUGUUAGAAGGUGUCAUUGAAGACUGUACUGCACAUCCACUUGGUACUGGUCAUCUUCCCUGAACCUGCAAAGGACGUAGAAAGUAUUAAACUGAAAGAGCUCGGCAUUUGUGUUGACGGACGCAACGCUCGUGGGAAGAGGAACCGUCGUCAAAAUAGUACAGAGUUGGUGGCCCUUUCUGAUCUGGAGACAUAGUUGCCUGGAGGGAACCAUUCAGAAAUGUGGAGUACAUUUGCACGUUGCGCCCUGCAGAGGAGCACCUCUGCCAUGGCCUGCCAGGCUCUGAGGGCUUGUCGUAGACCAGGGCAGGCUGCUGGUCCACUACCCUCUUUCCUGACUUCAGUGCAACUUCGUGGGCAGCAGACCCUAGGGUCAGCCUCCAUCCCUCUGGCUCGCCACUCAGUGAGGCAUGUCCGGACUCUGGAUCAGGAGAGGCUGAUGGAGGUGGAGUGGGAGGAUGGAGGCCACAGUCUGUACCCAUUCACCUGGCUGAGAGACAGCUGCCAGUGUCCACUGUGUACCCUGGAGUCGGCUCAGGCCCGGAAACUGUUGAUGUCUGAUCUUGAUAUCCACACAGGUGUCGACGUUGUGGAGGUCACCAAUGACAACAAGGUGUCCAUUGUGUGGCCCGACCAGCACACCAGUGUGUUUGAGACAGAGUGGUUGAAGAAACGCUGUUUCUCUCCUGCUGCCAGGCGAGCAAUGCAAGAAGAGCUAUUCCUCAACGAGCGUUAUUAUUGGGACUCCAAACUGUGCAUUCCCACAGCUGACUACCAGGAAGUCCUCCAUGACGAUAAAGCUGCGCUGGCCUGGCUAUUGGCCCUGCGUCGUGUUGGCAUUGUGUACCUGAAGGGGGCUCCGGCAGAGCAAGGCCAAGUGGCCAGACUGGCUGAGAGGAUUGGCUAUCUCAGGCUGACAUUCUAUGGGCACACAUGGCAGGUCCAGGAUAAAUACAUGGCAAACAACGUAGCCUACACUUCAGAAAAGCUUAGUCUCCAUACAGACUACCCUGCAUUACACUUCGCACCUGGAGUGCAGUUUCUGCACUGCAUCAACCAGGCUGUGGAAGGAGGCGAGAGCGUGGUGGUGGAUGGCUUCCACAUGGCCGAGCAGCUGCAGAGAGAAGACCCAGAGGCCUUCCGGACACUCACCUCGCUCCACGUGGACUUCUCCGACACGGGUACGGACUACUGCGACUUCAUGCUGCAGUCCAAGAAAUGCAUCAUCGACGUUAAUGCCGAGGGCCGAGUCGUGAGGAUAAACUACAACAACGCCACCAGAGAGUCGGUGCUGGACCUCCCCUUACAUCAGGUUCAGCCCUUCUACAGAGCACUAAAGGCCUAUGUGGAUAUCAUGAACCGACCAGAGAACGUGGUCACCUACAGAAUGGAGCCAGGCGACAUAGUGACCUUUGAUAACUGGCGUCUGCUGCACGGGCGGAGGAGCUACAUUAGCAGGCCAGACAGGUUGCGACACCUGGAGGGCGCCUACCUGGACUGGGACGAAGUCAUGUCUCGCCUCCGGAUACUCCGCAAGGUCCACGAGGACGCUUGAGGUCCAGAAACGCAGCCAAAUUCAAAUGGGAAGCUUUACAGCCUUUGCAGAGAACUUAAACUAUAUUGUGGGGCUCUUAAAAAGGUGAGAUGACACAGGGCAAAGUGCAAAGAUAUUUAAAUAUCUGACAACAGGUCAAGAGCUAAGUCUCUGCCUCUGAAGUAGUCAAGCAUCAAAUCAUUAAUGAAACAAUUAGACAAAUUACUUACAAGUUUAAAUGUCAGCAACUUUUCAAACAUGUAACAUAGUGCAACACUUCAAUGCAAAGAUCAGGAAUGGUUAAAUGUGCUUUUGGAUUAGUCAUAGUGACUAGUGUCAAGUUUUUAUAAGCUUAAAUUUAAGAGGUUUUAUACAUUGUCCUGGGUACUCCACAUUAUGAUAUUGUGUAAUUUAAGUUUUCUAAGCUAAUUUAUCAUUCCCAGUUUUCUGGUUAAAUAUUUGGCUCAAGACGUCCUGGCUGUUUCCAAAAUCACCCCCUCUUUACUAUAUAACACACUAUGUACGCUGCCAUUUUGUUUGACUAUAAAUCAUGAGUCCAAAAUUUCUAUUUAUUGCCCCCUACAGCAUAUAGUAAGCUGUUGAGUGUCUAUUACUGUAUAUAGGGAGUAGUGAACGAGGGAGUGCUUUCAGACACAGCCCAGAUGUAAAUUUUGUUGUAAUACUUACAUCCAAGUUUUUUUCUUCUUACCGCCUGCUACAGUAUCUAGCUACCUCUACUGUUUAAAUCAGUGCCUACACAAAGGAUGUGAUGUCCUUGACGAAUUCAAAAUUGCCUUAAGCUACAGUAGCUGUACUAGAAGUGGUAGUAAGAAGUAACUGUAUUUUGGUUGAACUGACUCUCGAAAUGUACAGUUGCAAGGACGUGUACUUAACCACCGUGGCAUCUGGCCAAACAAAGUUUUCACUGGACAGUGAAAACUUUGUUUCCAAAUUUAGUGAUUUUAAAUUUUUUGUUUGGAAAAUUCCAAAUAAAUCAUGUAAAAACACAUCAGAUUAGCUGAAAAAUGUAUCGUCACAAAGCUGAAAUGAAAAGUUGUCCUUUUGGAGGACAGCGACGAUACAUUUUUGAAACUCCUGCUAGUGCCUGAAUAUGAUCGGGGUGGAUAGAUUUGUUUGUGGUGCACAAAGGACUGACAAAACAAUGUCCUGUUUAACUGGAUAAUCCACAGAUUUCUCUGUGGAACUACGUUCUACCAAAGAAAUAGUUCAUUAUUUAUACAGCGCCAAUUCAUAACAGAAGUUAUCUCAUUGCACUUUUCCUAUAGAGCAGGUCUAGACCGUACUCUUUAUAAUAUUAAUUACAAAGACCCAACAGAUCUCACCAUGAGCAAGCAUUUGGCAACAGUGGCAAGGAAAAACUUCCUUUAAGAGGCAGAAACCUCGGGCAGAAUCAGACUCAAUGAGAGAGAGAGAUUUGUGGAUUAUUCAGAGUAACAGGAACUAUUUCAACGAAGACACAAUGCUGUCUUUUCAAGUGUAAUUCUUCAAUGUUUUGAGCAGCAUACAUUAAAUUUAUUUCACCCCCAUUGUACUGGGAUGUGGGCAGAAGUUUCAGAAAAAGGUAUCUUGAGCAUCCAAGAUCCUAUCUGCAGGGUUAAGUGAUAAAAUACUACUCAGCACCUUGAUACAAGUAAAAUGAUGCUUAAAAUACCCAUAAACUGUUUUUAUGAUAUUAAACAGCACGAUGUGCUCAUGUUUCAAUAUG